AAGUUGAAUUACUGAAGAGGCACAUGAAACAACAUUCAGUUCAAAAUUAUUCAUGUGAUGAUUGUCCUAAAACAUUUAAUAAAUUAGAAAAGUUGACUGAGCAUAAAAAAUGGCAUACUGGUGAAAGAUCUUACUUAUGCAGCAAAUGUGGAAAAGGAUAUUAUAAGCAACCACAUUUGGAUAAACAUAUGCUUACACAUCUAAAGGAUCAUUUGGAAAAACCAUGUACAUUUUGUGGUAAAAAGCUAAAUCAUUCAAAUCACUUGCAAGUACAUAUGAGAACACAUCGAGAUCGAUAUGGACAGCCUUUAUUGCCACAGCCACCAAUCCUAAUAAAAAGUGUUUGUGGUAAAAGUUGCAGUUCAAGAAGUAAUUUAGCCGUCCAUAUGCGGAGACAUACUGGUCAAAUGACAAAUUUUUGCAAAAUCUGUGGUAAAGGUUAUCCAAGAACUACAGAUUUUACAUUGCAUAUGAGAAAACAUACAGGAGAAAAGCCAUUUGUGUGCAGUGUUUGUAACAGAGGAUUUGCACGAUCUGAUAAGUUAGCUAUACAUAUGAGGACACAUACAGGUGAAAAGCCCUACGCUUGUAUGGUUUGUGGUAGAGCAUUUGCCCAAAGUAAUGAUUUAGCAUCUCAUAAACGGAGAAAUAUGUGUGGACAGAGUCCUGCUGCCAACCAAAAUGUGAUCAUUCAAAGUUCUGCUAACACACCUGGACAAACUGGUUCACAGACAAGUCAGGCCAGAGCUGCUGAUUUGGUUUCUGAAGUUGUUCAAGGGUAUUUGAAGGUUCCAGAGCUGGCACUUCAUCCCCGAACAAUUGAAUAG
Molecule: messenger RNA, 827 nt
Organism: Ctenocephalides felis (cat flea)
Lineage: Eukaryota; Metazoa; Arthropoda; Insecta; Siphonaptera; Pulicidae
Product: zinc finger protein 239-like
Exons: 6
Coding region: 24-827 (267 amino acids)
Biological process (GO): regulation of transcription by RNA polymerase II
Cellular component (GO): nucleus
Molecular function (GO): DNA-binding transcription factor activity, RNA polymerase II-specific; RNA polymerase II transcription regulatory region sequence-specific DNA binding
Source: RefSeq, a predicted model, not a curated record